AUGGAGUUUAUGAGCGCAUUAGGUUCACAAGAGGACGCUUAUCGUCCCUCUUUGUUCGAACUAGUGGCUCAAGAGAAACUGAAAGAGUUAUUGCAACCUGCUGUGCAAUACGUGUUGGCUAUAUAUGCGCAACGAUACCCUCGCUUGUUAUUACGGGUGGUCAAUAACCACGAAGAGUUCUAUGCUGCUCUCAUGCUACUUGUAGAGAGGCAUUAUCUUAAAGAAUGGGGUGGAUCAUUUGCAGAGAAUUUCUACGGUUUGAAACGAGUGUCAACAGCUCAUUUGGAAAGCAUCAAAUUCACAUCACCCAUCAAUUCACAGUCUUCUCCUGCCUUGACAUCGAGAGAGAUCUCAAAAUCCUUGCUGGUCUUGGUGGGAUUGCCCUACGUCAAGUGUCGGUUGGAUCUACUGUAUCAAAAAGUGUCAGGCGGAUCAGCUUCAUCUAUUUUAGGGGACAAUGAGCAGCUGGAGAUGGAGAAUGAGGAAUUGGCUAAUCCAGAGACGUCGAAAAAGCGUAAAUUAGUGAUUCGAUUGAUGCGUUUGUUCAAGAAGGUGUAUCCCAUUAUCAAUUUCCUAUACUAUGGAUCGAAUUUGGCCUACAAUGUUGCUUACCUGUUUGGCAAAACGAGAUAUUAUACACCUUGGUUGCAUUUAUUGGGUCUCGAAGUGAAGCGUAUGAGCAUGAACGACUAUCGUGCUUAUUACGACAAAGCAGCUGGAUCAACACAACAACCCUUCUCACUGCUCAAAAAUCCUUUUGGUGCAGUGUCGACAGUAUUUAGCAAAGUCAUUGAAUUCCUCAAGGUACUGCUGCCCAUGUCCAUCUUCUUUUUCAAAUUCUUGGAAUGGUGGUAUUCCUCUGAAUUCUCUAGAGGAGGAAACACACACAACGAAGAUGGCGAGAAUGCAGUGCCACCACCUGAAAAGAUCAAGCCUGAUCCCCGCGGCACGCCAUUACCCAGCACAGCCAACAAAUGUCCACUGUGUCUCUCUAGCCCCAUCAACAACCCUACAGCAUUGCCUUCAGGCUACGUAUUCUGCUACACUUGUGCUUAUCAUUAUGUGGAAGAGCAUGGCCGGUGUCCAGUUACCUGGAUCAAGGUCAACAAUGGAGCCGAGGACUUAACAAAACUCUAUGCCGAUGUCAUGUAG
Mucor velutinosus is the source of this 1152-nucleotide messenger RNA. RefSeq lists its product as uncharacterized. The transcript has 4 exons. The coding region runs from base 1 to 1152 and encodes 383 amino acids. NCBI's taxonomy places the organism in Eukaryota, Fungi, Mucoromycota, Mucoromycetes, Mucorales, Mucoraceae. The record is from RefSeq and is a predicted model, not a curated record. Gene Ontology annotation, cellular component: peroxisomal membrane; peroxisomal importomer complex. Gene Ontology annotation, molecular function: zinc ion binding; ubiquitin-protein transferase activity; protein binding. Gene Ontology annotation, biological process: protein monoubiquitination; protein import into peroxisome matrix.